UUGCUUCUCAAACUGCCUCGAUGCAGCGAUCUGUCGCCUUGCGCCCGCAGCAGCAUCCACCCCGCGGCCCGGGCGGCGUUGAACCGCCGCGGACAGCGCUUGCGUGGCGUCGCGGUCGCCACGCGACGGCCGUGGUGCUGAGCUGUGCAUGGCUGGGGCCCGCCACACGCGCCGCAAGGGGGCGCAAGGACGGGGAGGCCAAGAAGUGCCAUGGUCGCGCCUGGACGCGGCGUGUCGCGCGUGGUGCAGAGUUCACUCGCGAAGUGGUUUGCCAAGUGGUGGAGGAAUAUGGAGCCGCGUGGGUUAGCCAAGAUCCAGCGAGGAUCGCGGCGCUUUUUGCACCGGAGGGCGUUUACGUCGAGCGGAUCUUCGAUACGCGCAGCACCUUUCGUGGACCAGAGGCGAUCAAGCACUACUGGGAGACACAAGUGGUAGGGAAGCAGUCCAACAUCCAGUUUCGUCAUGUGGUGGGCGACAUGAUCUUCGACUUUGAGAUGAGGAAAGCCACAGUGAAGUGGCUGGCAGAGUUUGACAACAUCCGUUACCGUGUCCCCGAGAAGGAGAAGCACGUGUGCUUUGUGCAAGUGGCCAUGUUGGAGUUCUCAGAGGAUCAGCGAUUGACAUUACUGGAGGAGUACAUGCAAAGUAUCCAUGGUGCCUUCUUCCGCUGGCCCUCGCUGGAUGCCUCUGAGAGUCGUUUGGAUGCCAUGCGUCGAGCAGUGCCUAUGUCCUUUGCUACACCGGCACUCAGUGGGCAGUGCUGCGCGAAGUGUGGGCAACAGCUCCAGUCGAGGAACGCCCUCUUCCGGCACCUCCGCAGCACAUCUUCCGCCUGCGCCUCGACACUGGCCCCGGCCCCGUCCGCAGAGCGCCGGGAGUCGCGGCUGCAAGUGGCGUUGGUGGUGUCGUACGUGGAGAAGCCUGAUGGAUGGGAAGAGCAGUUGGUGGCAGCCUCCUUGCGCGCCUUCCCGCUCCACCCACAGGAACCCAGACCUGCACCGCGAGUGACCUGGGCUUCGCCACCUCAGAGGGGCCCGGCCAAGGCAAAUGUGCUGGGGAUGCGACUGCCGAAGAAGGCGGAAGGGCUUGAAGGACGUGAGAUUUUGGAGAGGAUUGAGAGCCAUUUGCCUGUCUCAAGUGGGGUGGACUUGCUCGGUUGCGUGGAGGUACCAGCCACCUUCCACGCUGCACGCUCCUGUGAGAUCGAGCGCUUCGAAGCGCUUUUGCCCUGGUGGAUCCUGGGAGAAGCCUCCGAGCCUUUGGAGCCUUACUCUGCCAACGGAGUGCCCUUCGACCGCGCCUUGGCGCGCCGGGUGAAGUCGGGACUGCGACAACUACGUGCCGGAUGUCACUGGCAGAACUUCUGCGACCGGUCCCUCGGUCGCGGAGACCCUCCUAGUUUCUCCUUGAAUCGCCUCUCCUGCACUGUUGCAUUCCCGGGAUGGUGCCGCAUCGGCGUCUCUGUGCAGCGCACCCUCCCGGGCAUGGUGGACAGAUUGCUGGGUGCUUUGGUACUGUGGUGCCGCGGCGAUGUGGGCACCACCUUUCUUCAGGAGUCUUUGGCGCCCCGCUCCCGAAUUCUGGUGCCAAAGGUGCCCAAGUGUUGCUUCUACUUGCUGCAGCCACACAUGGCACGCUUUGAGCACAAGCAUGGGCUCCAAUUGACCAAUGACGGCUCUUGGAAGCCUCGGAUCUGCGAGGCGCUGGUUCCCUUGGAGCAGAUCUCCACGGAGCUACAGCAGUGGCUUGAAGGCUGCGAACGGCCUGCAUAGUGAACCUUCGCCCUGAGAAGACUCAGGGGGGGCAUGUCCGGCUUCCCCAAUGCGAUAUGAUCCGGGAAACCGUCGACGGAAUCAUGGCGGAGGAUGCCUGGAGCCAGCAUCGGCGGCGCCGCCCGCAGAAGACUCGGAGAAAGACGACGAGACUGGACUGGAGAAGCGCUGAGGUGAGUGAGCGAGGUGAGUGGAUGAGGUGAGUGAGG
Molecule: messenger RNA, 1981 nt
Organism: Durusdinium trenchii
Lineage: Eukaryota; Dinophyceae; Suessiales; Symbiodiniaceae
Source: the annotation of a GenBank genome assembly